AUGACCAGUCAAAGGAGUUCUGUCGAAAGUGUGUUAGAAAAAAUUAUAGCGAAAGUCGAAGCGGAAUGCGAUCAAAAGAAUAAAGAUGUCAAGCUGACAAUAAAACGGAAACUUGAUAUAAAACAUGAUUCGAAUAAAAGACCGAAAUUGAGUUUACCCGAAUCUUUUAAUGAGGAGAUACAUUGUCGCAUUUGCUAUGAUUCUUCUCAACAUUUACCUAUUACAUAUCCUUGCAAGUGUAAGGGAACUAUGGGUGCAAUACAUUUAAAAUGUUUAGAACGUUGGCUAGAGGAAAGUAACAGGAAUAGUUGCGAAUUAUGUGGAUAUCACUUUGAUGUCAGGAGAACUCCUCGCUACAAUAUUUUACAUUCCAUAAUAAUUUGGAUGUGCCUUAAUCAACAACAACAUCAAUUAUACGUUCGCAGUUUGAAAGCUGAUUUACUUCGGAGCAUUAUUAUUACGCCUAUGGCGAUAGGAUGUUCUUACAUUUGUAUAGUUGCGGCCGAUUUUUACGCAAAAAAUAAUUAUGAUAAUUUUCCUCCAGCACGAUGGACAACUUAUUUAUUAUUAGCUAUGAUGUUUCUGUUACUUUUCUCUUAUUUUAUAUGGAUGUAUAUGGCAAUACAAUAUCAUCAAAAAGUCUGGUUUUAUUGGUGGCAAAAAACAAGUACAGUAAGAGUUAUAUUGAAUCCAGAAAAUAGAACUUCAAUAAACUACAAGUCUAAUAUCAUAUCACAAGUGUAA
Molecule: messenger RNA, 744 nt
Organism: Apis laboriosa (Himalayan honeybee)
Lineage: Eukaryota; Metazoa; Arthropoda; Insecta; Hymenoptera; Apidae
Product: E3 ubiquitin-protein ligase MARCHF3-like
Exons: 2
Coding region: 1-744 (247 amino acids)
Biological process (GO): protein ubiquitination
Molecular function (GO): zinc ion binding; ubiquitin-protein transferase activity
Source: RefSeq, a predicted model, not a curated record